Molecule: messenger RNA, 1161 nt
Organism: Geosmithia morbida
Lineage: Eukaryota; Fungi; Ascomycota; Sordariomycetes; Hypocreales; Bionectriaceae
Product: glucan endo-1,6-beta-glucosidase
Exons: 4
Coding region: 1-1161 (386 amino acids)
Biological process (GO): glucan catabolic process
Cellular component (GO): cell surface; extracellular region
Molecular function (GO): beta-glucosidase activity
Source: RefSeq, a predicted model, not a curated record
AUGGCACCCAAGCUCAGCUUCGCGGCCGCUGUCGUAGCCGCCCUCUUGGCCGGCCUCUCGAGCGCCUGGCUGCCUGAGGGUAAGCUCCGCGGCGUCAACCUGGGCUCCAUGUUCGUCUUCGAGCCGUGGAUCGAUAGCGGUGAGUGGUCCAACAUGGGCUGCGGCGACGCCAGAUCCGAGUUUGACUGCGUCUCCAGCCUGGGCCAGGAUGCCGCCGACUCGGCCUUCCAGUCCCACUGGCAGGACUGGGUGGCUGAGGAUGACCUCGACGAGAUGAUGGCUGCGGGGCUCAACACCAUCCGUAUCCCGCUGGGCUACUGGAUCUACGAGGACAUUGUCGACUCGUCCGAGCAUUUUCCCAAGGGUGGCUUCGACAUUCUCAAGACGUUUGUCGGAAAGGCUAGUGAUCGGGGAUUUUACAUCAUCCUCGACUUACACGGUGCUCCCGGCGCUCAGCAGGUCAACAACGCCUUCACCGGCCAGUAUAACCCUAGCGCCGACUUCUACAACGACUACAACUACGGCCGUGCUGUCCAGUGGCACGCUUGGAUGGCCGAGCAAGUCCACAGCAACGAUGAGUUCCGCAACGUCGGCAUGAUCGAGCUCGUCAACGAGCCCCUUCAGGGAAAUGCUCCCGAGUCUCUCCGCAGCGAGUACUACGUCGAUGCUCUCCAGGCCAUCCGCGAUGCCGAAAGCAGCAAGGGCGUCGGCUCCGGCUCCCAGCUCCACGUCCAGAUGAUGAGCGACCUCUGGGGCUCCGGCAACCCCUCCCAGUACCUCGGCGACUCCAGCAACACGGCCUACGACGAUCACCGCUACCUCAAGUGGGACUCGUCCGUCGCGGUCUCCAAGGAUGCCUACCUGUCCGAGUCGUGCGACAACGACCGCGUGGCCGAGGACACCCUCGUCAUCGGCGAGUGGAGCCUGUCCGUGCCCGACGACGUCGAGGGCUCCGACGACUGGGACCCGUCUAGCAACGCCGACUUCUACUCCAGAUGGUUUGCCGCCCAGAUCCAGUCGUACGAGCGGUCCGCCCUCGGCUGGGUAUUCUGGACCUGGAAGGCUGGCCUCGACGACCCGCGCUGGUCUUACAAGGAUGCCCUCGAUGCCGGCAUCAUCUCAAAGGACCUGGACAGCGUCAUCAACUCGAGCGUCUGCUGA